Mirounga angustirostris (Northern elephant seal) is the source of this 2438-nucleotide messenger RNA. RefSeq names its product heat shock protein family A (Hsp70) member 6 (gene HSPA6). The record is from RefSeq and is a predicted model, not a curated record. Gene Ontology annotation, cellular component: cytosol; plasma membrane; blood microparticle. Gene Ontology annotation, molecular function: ubiquitin protein ligase binding; ATP binding; ATP-dependent protein folding chaperone. Lineage: Eukaryota; Metazoa; Chordata; Mammalia; Carnivora; Phocidae.
AUGACUCGUUCAAGGAUAUACAGCCCGCCGGGAGGAGCCGGACUUUCCCCGCCGCUGAGCCAGACGCGGGUGGCCGGCAGGCGGCGCGGCGGCGGGGAACGACAGGCUCGUGGAGGCCGCGCCUCGCGGCCCCGAGUCCCGCGUCCCGGGAGCGCGAGAAGCCCGAGCGACAGCCGCCCCAGCGAAGUGGCGGUGGCCUUCCCCGACCCCGCGCCGCUAGGGUGCGGGCAGCCGAGAGCCCCGCGCACCGCCCGCUUGGACGCCACGAGGCUGACGGCGCGCAGGUUCGCGAAGCCCCGAAUCACCGGCCCUUGCGCGGGGCGAGGGAGGACGGCGAGGCCUGGGUGCGCGUGUCCUGCCACCCCGAGGAGGUCUCGUCCACUGUGCCGGACCAGGGGGAGGAGGCAGUGCGCCUGCUUCAAGGACUCGAGGCGCCAGGCCACCAAUGACGCGGGUGCCAUCGCGGGGCGCCACCCCCUGCGGAUCAUCAACAAGCCCACGGCGGCCGCCCUCGCCAACCGGCUGACCCGGGGCGCCAGAGAGCAAAAUGUGCUCAUUUUCGCCCUGGGUGGGAGCACCCUCGCCGUAAGGGUCCUCACUAUGGACGCCCGUGUCUUCCAGACGUCUGAGGCCUGGGUGCGGGAGGUCAGGGGGCACGUGGCGCUCUCACAGGCCAACUGUGAGAGUUCCCUGUUGGGGGGCGUGGGCUUCUACACGUCCAUCACUCGAGCCUGCUUCGAGGAGCUGAGCUUGGUUGUUUUGCGCAGCGCCUUGGACUGGGUGGAGAAGGCCCUGCGGGAUGCCAAGCUGGAGAAGGGGAUGCAUGACAUUGUCCUAGGACGGGACUUCUUUGGGGGCAGGGAGCUGAACAAGAGCAUGAACCCCGAUGAGGCUGGCUAUGGGGCUGCUGCGUAGGUGGCUGUGUUGAUGGGGGAUGAGUGUGAGAAAGUGCAGGAUCUCCUGCUGCUGGACAUGGCUCCCCCGUCCCUGGGGCUGGAGACAGCAGGUGGGGUGAUGACCACGCUGAUCCAGAAGAAUGCCACCAUCCCUAUCCAACGGACCCAGACUUUCACCACCUACUCAGACAACCAGCCUGGGGUCCUGACCCAGGUGUCUGAGAGUGAGGGGGCCAUUAACAGGGACAAUCAUCUGCUGGGGCACUUUGAGCUCAUAGGAAUCCCUCCUACAGCACAUGGAGUUCCCCAGAUCAAGGAGACCUUUGACAUUGAUGCCAAUGGCAUCCUGAGUGUGCAGCUCAGGAGCCCAGAGAAGGCUAACAAGAUCACCAUCACCAACGACAAGGGCCGGCUGAGCAAAGAGGACGUUGAGAGGAUGGUUUGGGAGGCUGAGCAGCACAAGGCUGAGGAUGAGGCCCAGAGGGACAGAGUGGUUGCCCAGAACUCCCUAGAGGCCAGUGUCUUCCAUGCGAAGGGCUCGGGGCAGGAGGAAAGCCUUAGAGACAAGAUUUCCAAAGAGGACAGGCACAGGGUACAAGACAAGCGUCAGGGAGUUCUUGCCUGGCUGGAGCACAACCAGUUGGCAGAGAAGGAGGAGUAUGAGCAUCAGAAGAGGGAGCUGGAGCAAAUCUGUCACCUCUAUUUAUUUGAGAGAGAGAGAAUGAGAGACAGAGAGCAUGAGAGGGAGGAGGGUCAGAGGGAGAAGCAGACUCCCUGCCGAGCAGAGAGCCCGAUGCGGGACUCGAUCCAGGGACUCCAGGAUCAUGACCUGAGCCGAAGGCAGUCGCUCAACCAACUGAGCCACCCAGGUGCCCCUGUCACCUCACCUUCUCCAGGCCUCUGGAGGGCCUCGUGUCCCUGGGGGUGGUCGUUGUGGAGCUGAAGCUGGCCAGGGAACCCCCAGUAGAGCCCUGAGGUGGAUGGAAUGGCCCCUUCUGACAAGUCCUCUGUGACAUAAGGGCUGGGCUUGUGCGCCUUCUAGACUGUCUUCUGUGAUCUGGCUGUGAACCCCAGGAAUGGGGGUAGAGGGGAAUCUUCCACCCAAACCAGGAGCUUUCUUCGCAGUGUGUUGUAUAAUUGAGGUCUGUGUCAUUUCACUCUAAAAAAUCCCCUUCUCCCAUUUCAGACAGGCAGAAGUAUUUAUUAUUAUUAUUAUUAUUAUUAUUAUUAUUAAAUAUAUUAUUUAUUUAUGAGAGAGAGAGAAAGAGCAUGAGCCAGGGGAGGGGCAGAGGGAGAGGGAGAAGCAGGCUCCCCACUGAGCAGGGAGCCCCACACAGGGCUCAGUCCCAGGACUCUGAGAUCAUGACCUGAGCCAAGGGCAGAUGCUCAACUGACUGAGCCACCCAGGCGCCCCCAGAAGUAAUUAUUAUUAACAUUUGUGUGGCACUUCAACAUCGCUUUUACCUACUUUUUUUUUGUUACUUGCAUGUAUGGAUUUUGUUAAUAUAUGUGGAUUUUGUGAAAUACAGAUCUAAAUAAACU